This is a messenger RNA of Radiomyces spectabilis, 8674 nucleotides long. RefSeq names its product armadillo-type protein. Gene Ontology annotation, cellular component: small-subunit processome; nucleolus; 90S preribosome. Bases 131 to 8329 code for a protein of 2732 amino acids. Lineage: Eukaryota; Fungi; Mucoromycota; Mucoromycetes; Mucorales; Radiomycetaceae. The record is from RefSeq and is a predicted model, not a curated record. The transcript is spliced from 15 exons.
AUUUUGGAUCGAGGAUUGAGCAUUGCUUUUUUCAUCGUCUCUUUUCGUCCGAACUUGAACUUGCUUUAUACAAGCUAGUUGCGAUUCCAUACCUUCUUCAUUGCUAAGCAACGCUUUGGGUUUUCGCACAAUGAAAGACGGUGGAACCACUACCGAACUCAACACAACCGAUGGUGCUAAUCGCUUCAAGUACCAAUCGUUCAAUACUCGAGUCGAGCGCUUAAAAGUGGACAUUGUCCGCCGAUCUCGAUUGGUGGAAGAUGAAAUUGACGAACAAGGCUCCUUCUUUCACGAAGCCUUAUUAUCCUGGAAGGAACUUAACCUUACGAGACACUUUAAGAACUUUUACCAUGACAUCUUUCCUUACGCCAAAUCACUGCCUGCCAUUGUUUACCAUAAAGACAAGAUCACCGAAAUUCUCGAAACGCACUUGAAAGUACGAGAUAGCAUGGCCCUCGAUGCAUUGUUGGAUCUUGUAACCAAGCUUGCCAAGGAUUUGGAAGGUGAAUUUUAUCCUUACUAUCCUCGUAUCUUUUCAUGUGUCCUGCCGCUUGUUUAUCAUCGGGAUGUCAAACUUUUGGAGAGCGUGUUCAAUUGUAUUGCCUAUCUCUUCAAAUUCCUAUCUCGUCAGAUUCUGCCCGACAUUCGCCAGACUUUUCAAAUGCUGGCCAAAUUGCUUGGCGAAGAUCACUCCACCAAACCAUAUAUCCGACAUUUCACGGCCGAAGCUUUUGCCUUUUUGAUGCGCAAGCUCAGAGGCAAAGAUUUGGCUGACAUGGUUGAGCAUAUCCUUUCGUCGUUAUCUGCCGAACCUUCUCGCGAGUAUACCGAAGGUCUUGCAAUGCUGUUAUUUGAAUGCAUCAAGCAAGUGGAUCAUCGUCUUCACUCGAGAGGAGAAGCUGUGUAUAAAGAACUUUUGCAGCAAACUUGUCAGGGUGUAUCCAAUCCGGACUUGGAUCUUUCUGCUGUAGUGGAUUUAUUAAACAAGACGACGCUUCUCACACUUCAUCACACUUACCGUCAACAUUUCUCACCCAUCAUCAACAUUGUUCUCAACGCGAUGGAUGCCCAACUACAGGGUCCUUCUUUCGACGAAAAACAACUUACCAUUCUCAUGACCACCGUCACUCACAUCGUCACCGUACGCAAAGCCAGUCGUGUAGAGGAUCAUAAGCCCAUCAUCAAUCGGGUCCAACAAGUGGUGAAAUUAGUGUUCCAGAACCCUGCAGACAAUGUGACGGAGGAAUUGCAAAAGGAAACAUUAAGAGCAGCUACGGGUUUGUUGUGCUUUGGUAACUUGGAUAUCGUCGUUACCGGUGGCCGAUUGUUGCUGGAUUCUAUCACAUGCUGCAGCAAUGCAAAGCUUGUCUAUGGUUUCCUUUUGGGCUUGGCUGAACUCAACUGGCCCAAUUUCACUCAAGUCGCUCUUCCUUAUAUUGUCAGAUAUGCUGCUGAACAAUACGAGUCGCAAACCGAAGACACCAUUUUGUUUUUGUCACAAAUGGUGGUAUCAGACGCCUACCAGGUGACGCCUGGCAUGCUUUCAUCGUGUGUCUCAACCGAAGGAUUGUUGCGUUUCCCCACGGUGGAAGGAAAGAAGACUAUUUCAAAAGGGCUUUUAGAUGCAUUAAGUGCAUCUUACGACUGGGAAAAGGAAACCGAUAUUUUGAACAAUACCGAUGUUACCAAUGCUUCCUCUUCCACCGGCUCUGCCAUUACUGUGAUUUCAGCCGUUCUUAACUUGAUACCUCACAUUCAGCUGUCGGCCAGCGAUGCGUUCACGGCGUUGUUGGUAUUGUUCCACUCUUUGAAAUCGUACCUGACGUCCAGCAACAGUCCCCUUGUGCGCAGCUCAUUUGUUCUUGGUCACAAAAACUAUGCUUUGGGUUGCUUGGUGGGUCUGUCCGUGGAGUCCUUGACAAAAACCUUUUCUGCCAACAACGGUAUGUCGCAGGAACAGUUUUUACAGCUUCAUGAUAUUCUGUUUCAAGAUGUGUUACCGAACCAAAAGGAUCAUGAAGUCGUCCUUCGCGGUAUAUUCACAUAUAUGGAUCAUCUUCGAUCGAGUAAUGAUCACAACGAGCUCUUUUCCCUCGAUCGAUUACACACCGUCUACGACGUCGUAAAAACGAACCUUUCAUCUUACCGUGCGCACACACGCUUAUACACGCUCAAACUGCUGUCACUUUACGAUCAACCUCUGAUGAAGAAGGAUGAACAACAUCGGGAAGAAGAGGAUUGUGAAAUCGUGCAACUGGCCGUCGAUAUGGAGGAGGUGAUUCCCACCCUCAAAGAUUAUCGCAACAAGACAAAGCCAAUUCAGAGACUGAACGUCAUCACGUCAAGCCGACGCACACCCGAUAUGUUCGUGGACUUUGUUCCUCGCCUGGCUUUCGGCAUCUUGACCAUGAAUAUUCGCCCCGUAUGGGAUGAAGCUCGUGCGGCUCUCAAGACAUUCUCGGAAGUUCACCGUGACCUUUACUGGACACUGAUGUAUGAACAACUCACAAAGUUUGAUGAUGAAACACAGCUUUUGUGCGAUGGGUUUACUGGCUCUGUCAUGGCCACAUAUACCGCACCUCCCGAACAAACCAGCGGCCUGGCGACCAAGACCGGUAAUAUUUCGUUUGAAUGUCCUACCUACAACAGUUACGUCCAUACCGAGAACAAGGCUUUGUCCAUGAUGGAUGAAAAGCGAACCAUCAGCUUUGCCAUGCUUUUUGUCAAGUUAUGCGAUCAACAAACCAUUCAUAUGGACUUUUGGAACUGGUACAAUCUCUUGUUAAAGACUCUAAAGGAUACUCCCAAUGUUACCGAACAGCAUUCGCGUGAUUUGAUUCCCAUCUUCUUUGCUUUCCUUGAACAAGAGUACGAUGCUGUCACCGGAGACGACGAGGAGGACGACGAAGAAGGCCACGAAAACUCGCAGCUGGAAAAAGGAUCUUCCAACGAAACGUUUGGUUUGCUCCCUCGAUCCAGUAAGCUCGCCAAAAGCAAGUUGGCAGGCUGGUUGGCUUUGUUUGCCGCCUUUAUGAAUCCUCGGGUCCUUUACAAGAGUCAGCAACUCCACGAUGUGUUUAUGCGAUUGAUCACUCAGGGUGAUGUCAAGGUGCAACAGGGUGCUUUGGAAUGUCUUCUUACCUGGAGAGACCCCAAUAUCAAACCUUACGGCGACAACAUGAGAAAUUUGCUCGACGACGUGAAAUUCCGCGACGAACUUUCCACAUUUAUCCAGAAUCAGGAACAGAAUUUUAUUGACCCUGCUCAUCGGGAUGGAUUGAUGCCGGUGGUGAUGCGUCUCUUAUUCGGUCGUCUCGUUCAACGUCGCAUGAAAGCCUCCGCCAAAGGCACAAAACACGCUCGUCGCAAAGCUAUCCUUAGUGCUGUCGCGUGUUGUUACCCGAAUGAAAUCCGUUACUUUAUCGAUUUGGCUUUGGAAGCCUUCAAGGGUGUCGUCGAGUUACCUUCCGAGACCAGAGACGCCAACGGUUCGGUGAUUGAUUUCACCUUCCUGGCGGAAGGCGACAAGAUCAUCCAAAGCAUUCCUUGGCGUAAACAGAACGGUGUGCUCGUAUUGAUAGAAGAUAUUCUAAAGCAAAUGGGUGCCCACAUUAUUCCUUACAUGGAGCCUCUGCUGAAGGUGACACUGUACAUUAUCAAUGCGGCUCAGCGCCGAUCAAAUUCGGCCAUGGACGUUGACGAACCGGUGGACGAGGAAGAAGUAGAUGCCAACAACGAGGUGGAACCCUCCCACGGCGGCCAAAGCAAACGUUCAAAGGAUGUGCGAUCCCAGGCCAUGAAACGUGUAGUGGAAUUCUUCAAGCUCAGCGGCCACUUCAACUUUCAACCCUACGUCCCAGCCAUGUUCCGAUCGUUCAUUUCUCCACGCAUGGAUCUUUUCGCCGUCGAAACUUCACAAAAUGUCACUCCCUUAUUGUCUCUGUUGACGGUGUGGGCGGAAAAGGUGGAAUUCACACGAUUUUUGGUCGAUUACGAUGAUCGCGUUAUCCCUCAGUUGUUUGCCGUCUUGUCGGCCAAAAAAGUCAACGAGCAUGUGUUAACGACGGUCCUUACGGCGAUUGAAACGAUCCUCGAUCACUGUGAUGAUGCCAUGGAAGAAGAUGGGCAAGCGACGGUCAAAGAAAAGCUGAUUCUUCCGUACGUGGAUAUCUUGCUGAGCCAUAUUCAGUUCCGUCUGAAUCAAUCCAAAGACGAUGUCAAGUUUGGCAGUGGCAAGUAUUCGGUUCGCGAAAUCGGCAUUGUGGCCCGUGUAGCCUCGUAUACCAAGGACGGUGCACAAGCGGCGGUCAUCAUCGAUCUGUUACUGCCCAGUUUGAAAAAGCCUAACCGAAUCAUUCCUGAAAAGACCAAGGAGCACAUCUUGACCAUUUGGGCUCAGUUUAUCCGCAUUGUCCCUGGCUUUGAGCUCGAUUCGCCCGUGUAUCACAAGUACUACAGCAUGGCCUCAUGGAUGCUCUCGUCAUCUCGAACGCAUGCGUCGCGCAAAUCUCUUUUGGCCAUCUUCAAGGCCUUCAAGUCCGUGAAUCCAAGCUUGGAACUGGUCGUCAAACUGCUCCAAGAUUUCAACGCCUAUUCAGCGAAACGCGUGGAAGAACCAGAUUACGAUCGUAUGCUGGACGCGCUCAACAAUAUCGGCGAGCAUCAUUAUUUGAAGUUCAAUCAUCACCAAUGGUUGCCUUUGCUGCAUCAAUUUGUUUACUGUAUGCAUGAUGCCGAAGAAAUGGCGAUCCGUGGCAGCGCGACGCAUUGCAUGACUCAGUUCUUGGUCGCCGUCAAGGAGCAAUCUGAUGCAGAUGAACAGCGCAAGAUGCUUGGCUAUGUCACCCAUCUCAUUUAUCCUGCCAUCAAGCAAGGCUUGACGGAACGCGUUGAACUCGUUCGCAUGGAAUUCGUGAAUCUCCUCAAUGCGUCCAUCAAGAGUUUCCCUGAACUGGAUAUUUUCGCGGAUAUGGUGCAACUCCUGGGCGACAAUGACGAAGAAGUCAACUUUUUCAACAACAUUUAUCACAUGCAAAUGCAUCGUCGUAUCCGUUCGUUGAAUCGCCUUGCGGAAAUUGCCGCCAACGGCACCUUGAAGACCUCCUCCAUCAACGGUAUCUUUAUGCCUAUCUUGUCGGCCUUUUUCUACGAGAGUGAUCGAGUGAUGGAUCAUAAUUUGAUCCACCAGUGUAUUCAAACCUUGUCGGCGCUGGCCCAGCUUUUGCCCUGGCCUCACUACUAUCGUCUUCUCCGAUACUAUCUGGCGUUGAUUUCGAAAAAGGAAAGAGAAGAAAUGGAAAAGAUCUUUGUCCGUGUCGUGACCGCCAUCUUGGACGCUUUCCAUUUCGACUUGAGCGAGGUGGAAGUGACGGACGAAGCCGCAGCAAACAUCAUGGGACGACAAAAGGUUGUGAUCGACUAUCUGACCGUGAGACAGAUCAUUGAAAAUGCGGCGGCGAAUGAAGAGGCUGCGGAAGGAGGAGAAAAUGACGAAGACGAGGAAGAAGAGGAUGUCAGCAGCAAGGAAGUGUUGCCAAAAAAGACUCAAGCAGAAAAGAUCCACGACAUCCUGAUUACCAAGGUGCUUCCCGAGCUCAAUACGUACCUCAACAACAACAAGACGAGAAACUCAGUGGUGGUGCGUGUUCCUAUGGCGUUGGGAAUUGCCAAGUUGAUUCGUGCCUUGCCGGAGCGAUCGAUGCGUCUGAAUCUACCUGGAUUGUUGGUGUCACUUUGUCAGAUCAUCCGCAGUCGUGCUCAGGACGUGCGUGAUAUUGUGCGCGAAACCCUGUUGAAGAUUAAUGCAUUUUUGGGCCCCGAUUACUUUUCGUUCAUUGUGAAGGAGCUCAAGACGUCGUUGACUCGCGGUUACGAAAUGCAUGUGCUGGGAUACACCGUGAAUGCGUUGAUUGCCGACACGAUUCCUCGUGUGCAUCCCGGUCAGUUGGAUCCUUGCCUUGAAGACAUCGUGGCGGUCUUGGUGAACGAUAUCUUUGGUUUCACCGGUCAAGAAAAGGAAGCCGAUGAAAUGACUGGUAAAACCAAGGAAGCGAAAAGCAAGCGCAGUCCUGCUUCGUUUGAAUUGUUGGCGACGGUGGUGCGAUUCAAGAAUAUCGGCUUGCUGUUGUUGCCUUUCAAGGAUAUUAUGACGGAAACUGAAAGUCUCAAGAUUUUGCGCAAAGUCGAUGAUCUGCUAAAACGCGUGGCCAACGGAUUGGUGCGCAAUCCCGAAUUCGAUUCCGAGGAGUUGCUGAACUUUUCUUACGGUCUGAUUUCGGAAAAUGUCGACACCCUGAAACCGCAAAUCAAGAUCAAGGUCCAAAAGUCACAAAAGGAAAAGAAUUUCGAAGUGCAGAUGAAACGUAUCGUGGCGGAACCGGUGGAUCACUAUCGUACGAAUGCGCAUCGAUUUGUCCACUUUGGCUUGAGUCUAUUCUACACCAGUCUGCGACGCAACAAGUUUGAUUUAUCCUCGCCCGACUAUGUGACGAAAAUCGACUCCUUUGUCGAUGUGGUCGGUAAUACGCUUCAUUCGAACCAGACGGCCAAUGUGACGUUGGCGGCCAAGAUCAUGGCUUCGCUGAUCCGCAUGCCGCUCCCUUCGGUACCUGAAGCCGUACCGGCGGUGGUCAAGCGCGCUUUUGGCUUGGUGAAAAAAUCAUCGGGCAAUACCCACUCGGCGUUGGUUCAAGCGUGUUUCAAGUUGCUGACCAUUUGUAUCCGAGAUAUCAACGAUUCCAAAUUGACGGAGCAUCAACUGACGUAUUUGCUCAACAUCAUUCGCCCCGAUAUGGAAGAGCCGGAUCGUCAGAGCACCGUGUUUGCACUGAUCCGUGCCAUUAUAUCCCGUAAAUUCAUGGCACCGGAAGUAUACGAUCUCAUGGAAACGGUGGCGCAAAUCAUGGUGACGAAUCAAACCCGAGAAAUCCGCGAACAGGCGCGUUCAGUGUACUUUAUGUUCUUGAUGGAUUAUCCUCAAGGCCGCGGUCGAUUAAAGGCUCAGAUGAGCUUUAUUAUCAAGAACUUGGAGUACGUUUACGAAACUGGACGUGAAUCCAUCAUGGAGUUGAUGCACCAUAUCAUCAACAAGUUUGGCGAUGAAAUCCUCGUGGAGUACGCUGAGCCCAUGUUCCUUGCACUGGUGAUGCGUCUGGUGAACGAUGAUUCGUCGAAAUGCCGCGAAAUGUCGGCCGAACUGAUCAAGAACUUGAUGCGUCGCUCCGAAGAUCGAAUGGAAACCAUCUACAAGUUGCUGGAUAAAUGGAUGGAUCAAACAAAGCAGCGCAGUUUGCAAAGAGCCGGUUGUCAAGUGUAUGGCCUCGUCAUCGAUACCUUUGGUGCUCAAUUCCGUCCUUACGCUCCGAAACUGAUCACCAAGCUUUCUGAAAUGCUGAUUCUCAGCAAGGAUUUGGUGCACGACAGCCAGGCCGAAGAAGAAGGCAUGGAAGUGGAUUUGGACUGGGAAUUGGGUUACUAUAGUAUCAACACAUUUGCCAAGAUCGCCAAGGCGUUCCCGAAAUUGGUGUACGUGUCCGAUACCCUGCCUGUGUGGCGCGCGCUGGAGGAUAUGUUACUGCACCCUCAUACUUGGAUCCGAUCCUCGACGGCUCGUCUGUAUGGUGUCUACUUUUCUCACAUUGACCCUCAGACGCGCUGUGUUGUGGAAAGCGGCAAGAAUUCCGAGUAUCUUUCUCGAGCGACAUUGCGAAAAUUAGCGACCAAGUUUAUUGGACAGCUGAAGAGUGUUUAUCUUUCCGAAGAACAAGCGAAUCAAAUCGUAAAGAAUCUGUUCUUUAUCGGCAAAUGCUUUUAUUACAUGCCAACCGAAGAGGAUGUGGCGCCCAAAACCGAAGACUCUACCGAAGCCGAAGAAGCGGGUAACAAUGAAGACGAAACCGCAGUGAACAAACCAUCUUUGAACUGGUUAUUCCGCAAUGCAUCCUUUACUGCGCGUGGUGCAGCUGUGAAGCAGACCAAAGAAGGAUUUUUAUUGCGAGCUUCCAUCUUUAAAUGGUUUGCUGCCAUGUGCAAUGCGAUAGAAACCGAGGAAUUGGGACCAUAUCUUUUACCUGUGAUUGCGGUUAUUUAUCGCACUGUGAAUGACGAGGCGACCAAGGAGCCUGGAUUUGACGAGUUGAAGCAAUUGGGUAACGAAGUGCUAAACUUGGUUCAAAAGAAGGCCGGUCCUACUGCAUAUUUUGCCACCUAUCAACAAGUUCGAGAAAAAGUGAAACAAUCCAAAUUAGACCGUAAAUCACGGUUAGCGCGACAGGCUGUGGUUGAUCCGGCAGCGGCGGCUAGACGUAAACGCGCACGUACACGCAAAUAAUCAUUAGAUGCAUCUUCUUUUAUUUCCUUUUUCAUUCUUCAGAACUGUGUAUAUCAUUAAGAGCUUAAAUUUCAUUUUUUCAUUCAUGGCCUUUAUUUUUCCCGUCUCUUGCAUGCCCUCGCAUGAUCUACCGGGCAUGACAAUUUUUGAAAAAGUUUACCUAACCUUCAAAUCACUCAUAGCACAAUCAAGAAGAUAUGCAAUGGUAAUUAUAUGCUGCACCAUCGCUCGAGUUGCGGUUCAUUGAACCGUUGCUCGAAACUUGGUCGGGAAAAAGUAUGAUCUCUUUUCGUAUUCAGCUGCAGACUAAGAUGAAGAAGAGACAUGUAUAAAGAUAAAAAAGUG